AGACAACGGGUUGGGUGCUGGGAGGAUUUUGCUCCGCAGUGGGACAGGAAAGGGCAGGAAAACCCAGAGGGCGCAAGGAGCCGAGCACAGUGCUGCGGGGUGCCGGCAGACCCUGGGACCAUGGCCAAGCUAGUGGAGUGUGUCCCCAACUUCUCGGAGGGGAUUAACAAGGAGGUGAUCGAUGCGCUGGGGCAGGCCAUCUCCCGGACGCCGGGCUGCGUGCUGCUGGACGUAGACGCCGGCGCCUCCACCAACCGCACCGUCUACACCUUCGUGGGGUCCCCCGAGGCCGUCAUCGAAGGGGCACUGAGCGCGGCCCGCGUGGCUGGGCAGCUCAUUGACAUGAGCCGACACACGGGUGAACACCCUCGCAUGGGGGCCCUGGACGUCUGCCCCUUCGUGCCGGUGAUGAAUGUGAGCAUGGAGGAGUGCAUCACCUGCGCCAAUGUCUUCGGGCAGCGCUUGGCAGCGGAGCUGGGGGUCCCUGUUUACCUGUACGGAGAGGCGGCACAGGAGGAGAGCAGGAAAGCCCUGCCUGCCAUCCGUGCCGGGGAGUACGAGGCGCUCCCCGAGAAGCUUGCAAAACCAGAGUGGGCUCCCGAUUUUGGGCCCCCAACCUUUGUUCCCCACUGGGGGGCCACCGUGACGGGUGCCCGGACCUUCCUUAUCGCUUACAACAUCAACCUGAUGUGCACCAAGGAGCUGGCUCACCGCAUCGCCCUCAACAUCCGCGAGCAGGGCCGCGGUGCCGACCAGCCCGGGCGCUUGAAGAAGGUGCAGGGCAUUGGCUGGUAUUUGGAGGAAGAGAAUAUAGCCCAAGUUUCGACAAAUCUGCUGGACUUUGAGACCACGCCGCUCCACACCGUCUACGAGGAGGUCUGCCGAGACGCACAGGCACUGAACCUGCCCGUGGUGGGGUCCCAGCUGGUGGGGCUUGUCCCCAAGAAGGCCAUGCUGGACACGGCCGAGUUUUAUAUCAAGAAGGAAAAACUCUUCAUCCUGGAGGAGGAACAGAAGAUCAGGCUGGUGGUCAGCCGGCUGGGCCUGGACUCCCUGUCUGCGUUUCACCCCCGGGAGCGCAUCAUUGAGUACCUGGUGCAGGCAGGAGAGGUGGAUGGGGGGCUGGUGGCCAAGCCACUGGGCACCUUCGUGCGAGCAGUCGGUGGCAGGUCGGCAGCACCAGGAGGAGGCUCCGUGUCCGCAGCUGCGGCUGCCAUGGGAGCGGCGCUGGGCUGCAUGGUGGGGCUGAUGAGCUACGGGAAGCGGCAGUUUGAGGAGCUGGACCCCAUCAUGAGGAAGCUGAUCCCCCCCUUCCACCAAGCCAUGGACGAGCUGGUGGCAAUGGUGGACGCCGACUCCCGUGCCUUCAGCAGCUACAUGGAAGCUAUGAAGCUGCCAAAAAGCACCCCUGAGGAGCGGGAGAGACGUGCGGCUGCCAUGCAGCAGGGGCUGAAGACAGCCGUGAGGGUGCCCUGUGCCCUGGCAGAGAAGGUGAGUGGGCUCUGGCCUGCUCUGAAGGACCUGGCAUGCCACUGCAACCUGGCCUGCAAAUCUGACAUCCAGGUGGGAGCCAAAAUGCUGGAAACGGCUGUGUUUGGAGCUUACUUCAAUGUCAUGAUCAACCUCAAAGACAUAACGGAUGAGAAGUUUAAGCUUGCGAUGUCGCAGAAGGUCUCCAGGCUGCUGGAGGAGGCGAAGCAAGGCUCGGCGCUCGUGCUGGCGCUGCUGGAGAAGCGGGUGGCCUGAGAGGAGCUUGGGGAUGGGUGCGGGGGCUCUGCAGCAGCAAAUACAGCUGGGAAACACA
Molecule: messenger RNA, 1804 nt
Organism: Grus americana (Whooping crane)
Lineage: Eukaryota; Metazoa; Chordata; Aves; Gruiformes; Gruidae
Gene: FTCD
Product: formimidoyltransferase cyclodeaminase
Exons: 14
Coding region: 121-1746 (541 amino acids)
Molecular function (GO): transferase activity; folic acid binding
Source: RefSeq, a predicted model, not a curated record